AAUGGCCCACCACAGAUCGCCGGCCGUGUUUGAGUCACAGGCCUAUUGAUUGCGAAUAAUACAAACUUCUUACCUCAUUCGUACUUAUAUCGCCGCGAAACUUGUACGAACGGGCACAGUCGCAGUAUACACAGUGAUACCGGCCUCGCGUGGUUGAUAAACACAGCAGCACCCGACUCCCGUUUCUGCACGCUUACGCCGUUUGAUUUCGAUUGUCGCGAUGGCGGAGGAUCUUCCUUACCGAGUUGAAUAUGCCAAAAGUGGACGUGCUUCUUGCAAGGUCUGCAAAUCUCCUAUUGCCAAGGAUUCUUUACGCAUUGCCACUGUCGUACAGAGUCCUUUUCACGAUGGAAAACUUGAAAGAUGGCAUCAUGCCAGCUGCUUUUUUCAAAAACAAAGACCUGGUAAUACUGGGGAUAUUGCUCACUUUGAUAGUAUUCGCUGGGAAGAUCAAGAAAUGAUAAGGAAAAAAAUAGAAGAAUCGUCUGGUUCAGCAGCACCUGCUCCAACAAAAGGAAGAAAAAGAACUAAAGCAUCUGAAGCUUCAACUGCAGCUGCCAAUGUAAACAAAGAUUACAAAGUUGAGUAUGCCAAAUCCAAUCGUUCCAAGUGCAGAGGCUGUGAAGAAACAAUUAUCAAAGGAGAUAUGCGUAUCUCUAAGAAAGACUAUGAAAGUGAAGAUGCUCGUAAAUUUGGUGGUCUUGAUCGCUGGCAUCAUCUUGACUGUUUUGCCAAGAUUCGUUCUGAUUUAGGAUAUUUUGAUUCUGGUACAAAUCUUCCUGGAGCCAAUACGCUAAGUGCCGAAGAUAAAGAUAAAUUGAAGAAAGCCUUACCAAAGACUAAUGAUGCAGAUAUUCCACCAGUUGCUAAAAAACCUAAAAAAGAACCUGAAGAUGCAGCUGAAGAAAAAGAACUGAAAGCUCAAACGAAAAAAUUCUUCACUAUCAGAGAUAAAUUAAAGGAUUUGCCCAAAAAAGUUUUAUUAGAAUUGCUGGAAUCAAAUGGACAAACUCCACCUUCUGGUCAAAGUGAAAUCUUAGAUGCAUUAGCAGACAAUAUGCAAUUUGGUGCCUUAGAACGGUGUCCUAAAUGCCCAGAUGGUCAACUUAGGUUUGUCUCUGGAACUGGAUAUAAAUGUACUGGGGCAUUGGAUGAAUGGUCUUUGUGUGAAUAUCUUACUCAAGAUCCUAAGAGAAAAAAAUUUGUUGUACCAAAAGAUUUGAAAGAUGAAUUAUCUUACUUAUCUUCUUACAAAUGUAAAAUACAACGUCGAGCCCUUAAAAUUACGGCACCAACUUAUUCAAGCUCUGUCAAGAAAGAAGAUGUAACAGAUGGCCCUAAAGUAAAGCCUGAAAAACCAAAGCCUUUAAAACACAUGGAGUUUGUAAUUACUGGUAAAACAACAAAAAGUAAGGAUGAACUUAUGAAAGAAAUUUUAUUGUUGGGUGGUUCUGUGAAAACCAAAGUAUCAAAAGAAACUGCAGCUGUAAUUGCUUCGCCGAUUGAUGUAGAGAAAAUGAUAGCAAGAGUUGCAGAUGCUCAAGAUCUCGAUAUUAAUGUUGUAUCAGAAGAUUUCGUUGAAGAAGCUAAAGAUUUCACGGAUACGCCUUUUACUCUUAUAAAGAAAAAAUCAAUAGCUCCAUGGGGAAGUGAUCCAUCAACUAGAAUUUCUAAAUCUAUCGCUACGAAAUCAGCUUCGCGAGGUAAAAGCAGGUACGAGAAAUCGGGAUCAGGAACAGCAAAAUUGAAAAUAAAAGGGGGUGGUAUUGUUGAUCCAGAUAGUAAUCUUGAAAAUGAAGCUCACGUUUACCAACGUGGAAAAGAAAAGUUUACUGUAACUUUAGGUUUAACUGACAUUCAAUUAAAGAAAAAUAGUUACUACAAGAUGCAAAUAUUAAAACAUGACAAGCAUGAACAGUAUUGGUUGUUCCGUAGCUGGGGUCGCAUUGGAACGACGAUUGGUUCAACGUCUUGUGAUAAGAUGGGAUUAGAAAAUUGCGAGGAAAAAUUCAAAGCGUUAUAUGAAGAAAAAACAGGCAACUCAUGGUCAAAUCGUGACCGCUUUGUUAAAAUACCGCAAAAAAUGUACCCUAUUGAUAUCGAUCAUGGAGAUGAUGAAGAUACUUCAAAAUUGCUUGAUUCUAACAUUGAAAGUAAACUUAAAAAGCCAGUCCAAGAUCUUAUGCGUCUUAUUUUCGACGUCGAUUCUAUGAAGAAAGCCAUGCUUGAAUUUGAAAUUGAUAUGGACAAAAUGCCACUUGGAAAAAUUUCAAAAAAACAAAUUCAGCAAGCAUACACUGUGCUGAAUGAACUAGCUGGACUGAUAAAGGAAGGCUGUACAGAAAAAGCCAAAUUCAUUUCUGCUACAAAUAAAUUUUACACUUUUAUUCCCCAUAGCUUCGGCGUAGAUGGACCAUCCAUUAUCGAAACUGAUGCUGAGAUUCAGACGAAAGUUGAAAUGUUGGAAUCUCUGCUUGAAAUGGAGAUUGCUUACAAUCUCUUGCACGCCAAGACAGAUGCAAAUCAAAAUCCACUGGAUGCUCAUUAUGAACAACUCAAAACGAAGAUCGAAGUUUUGGAUCGCGAAAGCGACGAGUUCAAGCUUAUCGAGAAAUACGUUAAGAAUACUCACGCUGAAACUCACAAACAAUACGAGCUCAUUGUCGAAGAGGUCUUCAUUGCUAACAGAAGUGGCGAAGAGAAACGCUACAAACCAUUCAAAAAGUUGCCGAAUCGAAAACUAUUGUGGCACGGUUCUAGAACUACAAAUUACGCGGGUAUUUUAUCUCAGGGUCUCAGAAUCGCACCACCCGAGGCACCUGUCACUGGUUACAUGUUCGGAAAAGGUAUUUACUUUGCGGAUAUGGUAUCUAAAUCAGCAAAUUAUUGUUGCACAAAUUCGCAAAAGCCAACUGGUCUGCUAUUACUUUGCGACGUCGCAUUGGGUAAUAUGUACGAACGUUAUCAUGCAGAUUACAUUGAAAAGUUGCCAUCUGGUAAGCAUUCAACUUGGGGUCGUGGUCAAACUCAACCUGACCCAGAAAAAAGCGUCAAACUCAAGAGUGGCGUUGAAGUGCCAUGCGGUCCCGGUAUGCCAGCUGAUUUGGCUCAAAAAUCCUCAUUACUUUACAAUGAAUUUAUCGUUUAUGACGUCGCUCAAGUCAAAGUUGAAUAUCUUGUUCGUAUGAACUUUAAAUAUAAAUAUUAAAGAAUAUAUCUUGCGGCGACAUUUUUUUAUUUAUUGAUAAUUAAUUUUGGUAAUUUGUACAUUUCUCACAAUUUGUAGCACCCGUUCUGAAUUUCUUGACUAUUAUUUCAUACGAACGUAACCAUUAUAUAUUUUUAAUUUUUUUCGUCAUUGCAUAACAAUAAGUGUUGAUAUACAAAUAAUAUCGAUUGUGUUUCCGUUACUGAAUUAUUGUGUUUGUAAGCCUUGUAUUUAAUAAUUGUUGAGAUGAAAUUCAGGAGCCUAUCAAUUUUUCAAGUAUUAUCUGAACGAAUAUUGUUCAUCCAUUCACUUGUAAUGAUAUAAUAUGUUUGUACUGUUCUUUGGUUUGUGAUAUGUUGAGGUUGUCAACGAUAUUUUUCUACUUUUUACAAUAAUUGUUAAAAAUAGUGGUCGAGAACUUUACCGUAAUAGAAAAUAAAAAUUAUUUUGAGCGAUAAAAAAUCUUGUAAA
This is a messenger RNA of Trichogramma pretiosum, 3679 nucleotides long. RefSeq names its product poly [ADP-ribose] polymerase (gene Parp1). Gene Ontology annotation, cellular component: nucleus. Lineage: Eukaryota; Metazoa; Arthropoda; Insecta; Hymenoptera; Trichogrammatidae. The transcript has 8 exons. Gene Ontology annotation, molecular function: DNA binding; zinc ion binding; NAD+ poly-ADP-ribosyltransferase activity. Bases 221 to 3208 code for a protein of 995 amino acids. The record is from RefSeq and is a predicted model, not a curated record.